GAUGAAUACAGCCGCGACGCCUUCAAAUCAAUCCUACGGAAGCAACCUUCCGGAUCAGGUAGAACUGAUCGCAGAUGUAUCGACUAAGCAGCUUGAACUCCUGAGUGAUGUCCGUGAUUUGUACCGAGAUCGCGCCGCAUUAGAGCGGGAUUAUGCAGUCAAGCUGCAAGCUUUGGCGAGUAAAGCAAGCGAGAAGAAGAGCAAGAAUAUAACACCCCUUGUGCUUGGUACCGAACCUACGAAAGCCUGGGACGAGAAUGUCAUCCAGAGAAGUUCCCUCAACAAUGCAUACGACCAGCUCAUAUCAUCCCUCAAUGAAUCUGCUGAAGAUCAUAUUACCCUGGCCGAUGGUCUGAACUCUAAAGUAGCGGACGCUCUAAAGACGACUGAGAGUAAACAUGCCGAACUGAAGAAGAAGCAAAUGCAGUUCUUCCAGAAACUUCUUACCGAGAGAGACAGGGUCUACUCUGAACGUGCCAAGAGCAAACAAAAGUACGAUGAAGAAUGCAUGGAGCUGGAGGCCUAUCGUCAGAAACAGGGCCGUGCCCAGGACGACCGACACGCUGACCGCGCAGCCCGACAAUACGAACAGCAGCAGAACGACAUGCUUAAUAGUAAGAACAUAUAUCUCGUGUCCAUAGAGAUUGCCAACAAGGUCAAGUCGAAGUUUUACAACGAAGACUUGCCGGCCCUGGAAAAUCAAUUUCAGAAUCUCCAGACGCAAUUAAUCAACCAGUUGACGGAGAUCCUCUCUCAAGCCCAGGACCUUCACGUAGCGCACCUGGAUGCCUUAAAGGGUCGAAUAGCGAACGUGCAGGACCGCUUGAAGAAGGUCGACGCGAAACGUGACCAAGAUCUCUUCAUAGAUCAUAAUAUCCGGCCGUUCGCACCUCCUUCUGACUGGCAGUUUGAGCCUUGUAAGAGCCACUACGACACGGGGGAUCUGAGCGUGGAACCAGGUCCGAAGGUAUUUCUACAGAACAAACUGAGUAAAUGCCGGGGAAAACUGCAGGAACUCGCCCCAUUACUAGACACCAAACGGAACGAGGUCGAGCGGUUCUCGAAAUUGGUCACGGCGUACACGGACGACGCUUCUCUCGGCAACACGGGGGACGUACUUGACAGCUAUCUAGACGCGCAGCACCAACUGACUUCCUACGCCACCUCUGCGUGCAUCCUGCAAGCAGAGAUCGACACGAUUGUAGGAGCUCUUGGAGGUGACGAGGGCGCUCAACAACCUCAUUCAUUCAAGAAUUCUUCCUUCUCUAUCCCUACUCAAUGCGGGUACUGCAAGUCUUCAAUAUGGGGGCUGAGUAAGCAAGGAAAAACAUGCAGGCUAUGUGGUCUAUCGGUCCACUCCAAAUGCGAGCUUAAGGUCCCUGCCGAGUGCACAGGGUCUCGGGAAGGUCGGCACAGAAGCUCUGCGUCUAUCUCGAGAAUAUCAACGAUAUUAGAUCGAUCCCGGAUAGACGCACCUCAAACCCCGACGGCAUCUUCAUUCGUUCAAUCAGAUUCUUCGGCACAUGCAGAAGAAGCCAACUGUCCCGUAGCCAAGGUUCUUUUCGAGUUCUCCGCUUCAUCCCCGUUUGAGCUGAGCGUGGACGAUGGAGCUACGGUUCGGGUGCUUGAAGAAGAUGACGGCUCUGGUUGGGUCAAGGUCGGCGACACAUCGGGUGGAAAGGGACUUGUCCCCGCGUCCUACAUCCAGUAUCUUAACUCUUCCGAAUUGGACGAGAAUGGGCCGCAGGCGAACUCUGCUUUAUCUGUAGGAGAUUCACAGAAAUAUGUGAAGGGGAUCUACGACUAUGCUGCGCAGGGAACGGAUGAGCUGGAUAUUCGGGUGGGAGAGCUCAUCCAGUUAACUUCAGGACCGUCUGGUGGCCAAAAUUAUGCCGAGGGGUGGUGGGAAGGUAUCGACUCAACAGGAAAGACAGGAAUUUUCCCUAGUAACUAUGUAGAAGUCGUUUAG
Gloeophyllum trabeum ATCC 11539 is the source of this 1969-nucleotide messenger RNA. RefSeq lists its product as uncharacterized. The transcript has 21 exons. Gene Ontology annotation, biological process: regulation of actin filament polymerization. Lineage: Eukaryota; Fungi; Basidiomycota; Agaricomycetes; Gloeophyllales; Gloeophyllaceae. Gene Ontology annotation, molecular function: protein binding. The record is from RefSeq and is a predicted model, not a curated record. The annotation marks the transcript as partial.